Molecule: messenger RNA, 3715 nt
Organism: Lepisosteus oculatus (spotted gar)
Lineage: Eukaryota; Metazoa; Chordata; Actinopteri; Semionotiformes; Lepisosteidae
Source: RefSeq, a predicted model, not a curated record
CCAUAUUGCGGCGUUUGAGGCUGUGUGUGUGUGUAAGGAGCUGUUGUUUCUAGAGGCGUGUGGAGCGUUUUAACCUAGGCGGAUUUCGCGCUGCAAGUACAAGAUCAAGACGUUUGAAUAAGGGGACCGACUGAACUCUGUUACAUCUUUAGAGGAUUUACCUUUAUAAUUAAAUUAAAAAAUGUCAAGGAGGCGGCACAGUGAUGAGAAUGAUGGAGGGCAACCUCAUAAACGGAGAAGAACAUCAGAACCCAUUGAAAUCGAAGAUCGUCUUGAGUCACUAAUAUGCAGAGUAGGCGAAAAGAGUACGUCUUCAUUGGAAAGCAACUUAGAGGGCCUGGCAGGCGUCCUGGAGGCUGACCUUCCAAAUUACAAGAGCAAAAUUCUGCGUAUCCUAUGUGCUGUGGCUCGUCUCCUUCCAGAGAAGUUGACUGUAUACACCACGCUGGUGGGGCUGCUCAAUGCCAGGAAUUACAACUUUGGGGGGGAGUUUGUGGAAGCUAUGGUUCGACAGCUCAAAGAGACCUUGAAGUCAAACUUGUUCAGUGAAGCGGUCUACCUGUACCCCAUGCCCAGGGUCAUCUUCCGUAUGUUUGACUACACAGAUGCCCCUGAGGGCCCGGUUAUGCCUGGGAGUCAUUCAGCGGAGCGCUUCGUGAUUGAGGAAAAUCUUCACUGCAUUAUCAAGUCACACUGGAGAGAGAGGAAGACCUGUGCUGCCCAGCUUCUGAGCUACCCAGGGAAGAAUAAGAUUCCCCUCAAUUAUCACAUUGUGGAGGUGAUCUUCGGAGAGCUCUUCCAGCUCCCUUCACCCCCUCAGAUCGACGUCAUGUACACCACACUGCUGAUUGAGCUGUGCAAGCUUCAGCCCGGUUCUCUGCCUCAAGUUCUUGCUCAAGCCACGGAGAUGAUGUAUAUGCGUCUGGACACAAUGAACACAACGUGUAUAGACCGACUUAUCAACUGGUUCUCCCAUCAUUUAAGCAACUUUCAGUUUAGGUGGAGCUGGGAUGACUGGUCUGAUUGCUUGACCCAGGAUCUCGAAAAACCUAAACCCAAAUUUGUGAAAGAAGUUCUGGAAAAAUGUAUGAGACUUUCCUAUCACCAGCGAAUUGUGGACAUCGUGCCUCCUACUUUCUCUCCGUUGAUUCCAGCAAAUCCCAUUUUCAUUUACAAAUAUAUGGAUGAAAGUAGCAGUUCCCUGCCAGGCUACCCUAUGGCUAUGAUCAUCAGCAAUGCGAUCAAAAACCACUCCACAAAUGAUGAAAUCCUAGCUCUCUUGAAAGAUGUGCCAAACCCCAAUCAGGAAGAGGAUGAUGAUGAGGGAGACAGCUUCAACCCCCUGAAGAUUGAUGCGUUUCUACAAACACUCCUUCAUUUAGCUGCCAAAUCGUUCAGCCACUCCUUCAGUGCUUUAGCCAAGUUUCAUGAAGUGCUGAAGAACCUGACAGACAGUGAUGAAGGGAAGCUGCACAUCCUCAGAGUAGUGUAUGAUGCCUGGAAGAACCACCCCCAGAUGAUUGCUGUGCUUGUGGAUAAGAUGAUUCGUACACAGAUUGUUGAUUGUGCUGCAGUGGCAAACUGGAUCUUCUCCCCAGACAUGGCCCAUGACUUCACCAGGUUCUAUGUAUGGGAGAUUCUGCAUUCCACCAUCCGUAAAAUGAACAAACAUGUUCAGAAGAUCCAGAAAGAGCUGGAGGAAGCCAAGGAGAAACUGGAGAAGCAGCACAGGAGGAAAGACAGUGGUGAUGAAGAUGAGUUUGAAAAGAACAGUGAUGAGGAGGACGGUCAGUUAGAGGAGCAGAUUGAGCGACUACAGGAGAAGGUGGAGUCAGCACAGAGUGAGCAGAAGAAUCUCUUCCUGGUGAUCUUUCAGCGCUUCAUCAUGAUUCUGACUGAGCACCUGGUUCGCUGUGAGACUGGAGGUGUGGACUUCAACACCCCUUGGUACAAGAACUGCAUUGAGAGGCUGCAGCAGAUCUUCCUCAUGCACCAUGUGACGAUCCAGCAAUACAUGGGGACUCUGGAGAACCUGCUGUUCACAGCUGAGCUGGAUCACCACAUCCUGGCUGUGUACCAGCAGUUCUGUGCCCUGCAGCAGUGAGAACCCUUAACCCCUGUGGACACUUAGCAAAAGAGCAGCCACACAGGACAAGGACUUGACAUUUCUUGCAUCAAGAUUUCCAGUUUGAGGCGCCCUUUUCAAUUUUUUGGGGUGGGGGGAUUCAGGAUCUCUAACGUAAAGAAAUUAAAUGUAAGAUCCCUAUUUUGAGAAACAGGUGGUAUUUUACCGACAAAAACAUUGAAAUUUGCUUCUUAUCCCCCAGUUAGCUUCCUUAAAAUUAAUUUUUUGCCUCACUCUCCCCCACCCCAACCUAUAUUUUUCACCAAUUUUAUUGAACCCGUUGAACGUCUGAUGAGGUUAUUAAAAAUUGAAGUAUAGAAAUUCAUGAAAUAUUGGUGAAACCUGUGCUUCAAGUUUUUUCCAUAAUUUGACUAAAUCUGGAUUCAUCAGCCUUCUCGUUUUUACCAUUUUAAGUACUUUAAAUUUCUGUACGACCAUAAGAUGCCGUACAUUGUUCCAGAACCUAGUAUUAAUCAUUAUUACAGAUAAGAAGGGGGUUUACAAAUGGAGGCAAGGUUGUAUGAUUGAAACUGAAACGGAUUCUGUAUGAAAGUAAUGUUGAAAUACACUGGAUCUGUUCCUGUUUUUUUUUAAACGGUGUCCUUUGCUUAUUUUUUCUUUUAAAUCUUGACAGAAUAGUUUCUACCAAACAGGUUUACAUUAAAAAUGUCUUUCUCUGCCAGUGUUUGCAACAUUUGAUUUGAAGAAGCACACCAUGUAAAAGCAUGGAUUGAAUAUGUCCUAUUGUGUAAACCAUUUACUUUAACAUAUGUUUUGAUUUAUAACUUCCCUUUUUAUUUAUAUUGCCAUGAAGUGUUGUGGGGCAUGAUCUCCUUUUGUGUGUAGAGCAGUGCAGAUACUAAGAUGGAUGAUCAUGUGAUGAGAUGUUAUACCUAGUGUAUCAAAAAUAAAGGCAAAAAACUAUAGUACACAUUCCGUUAGGGGUAGUUGGUAUAUAUAAUUAACAGUUUUCCGAUUCAGAAAUGAAGCCUUUUUGUGUUCUCAGAUGGGUUACCCUGCGGGAGAUCUUUUCAAGGUUAAGGUAGCAAACGUCUUCAGAUUUUUAGUUGAUUUCUUUCCCAUUGCAGGUAAUUAUAUCAAACUUAAAGCAAGUUAAAAUAGCUGACCAGCCUUACUAUUCACUUAUUGCAAAAUUGGAUUGCAAAAUUUCUUUGUCUUUCUUUUCUAAUUGGAUACAGGCAAAGGCAUGACCAUGAAAUCAACCAUCGCAAAUAGCCAAAUUCACUCUUCUACCAUUGCAUAAUGUACUACAGUAUAUAGUAUGUAUGGUUAAAAAACGAAGUCUUUUUAUGGUUAAAGUUUUAUGGUUACUAAGGUUAAAGACAUUACGUAACCCUCCUUUAUAUGAUACUUAAAGUACUAAUGCAUUGGCUUUAAGUUGUUUAUAAUAGAUUGAUCAUCUAAAACUACGCACAAACGUAAUCAUCUACAAUAAACAACAUAAUUCCCUCUUCUGCAUCCAGCAGUACCUGCACUGUUUCAGCCUUCACAGCCAAUACCCUGCUCUGUGAUGAACAUUCCCACUGUAAUGGAAAGGGCAAUAAAACUGUCAGUGAGCCUGUUAAGUCA